Rubroshorea leprosula is the source of this 1088-nucleotide messenger RNA. Lineage: Eukaryota; Viridiplantae; Streptophyta; Magnoliopsida; Malvales; Dipterocarpaceae. The record is from the annotation of a GenBank genome assembly.
CACUUUCAUAAAUUCCUUUCUUUCUAUUUUUCCUUUCCAGUUUGCCUUUCAUUUCCCCUUAGAUUUUGCAUCCACCUUCUAAAUCCCUAAUUUCAAAAACUCCACCCACUUCCGGCUGCACCGUGUUUCUCUUAUUGCUGUUCUUUUUCCUAUCUCCAUUAUUUUACACCCACUUUCAUAAAUUCCUUUCUUUCUUUUUUUCCUUUCCGGUAUGCCUUUCAUUUCCCCUUAGAUUUUACAUCCACCUUCUAAAUCCCUAAUUUCAAAUAAACUCCAAUUUAACAAAAUUUAUAGGUGCUUCUUCUUCCUCUCUCCAUUAAUUCCAUGCCUGCAUAUGUAGAUUUCUCACUUGCAAUGGAAACGAACUCCAAUUUAUCGAAAAAUACAGGCACAAGACCCAUUGAUUGCCUUCCAUUGAUUCCCUACUGUCUCCCCUUUUAGUGGGUUUCGAUGGUGCCCAUACGUUACCGGCUGACUGUACAGACCAUGUCAGCGGGCAAUUAUUUUAUUUGCCGGCUUGCCCCUUAUUUAAACUUAUAGCAUGCCACAUGUGCAAUCACGCAAAACGGAUACAGUACGGGAACGAAAUAGACGUCUCCUCUAUAGGUCACGGCCAGUGUUAUAAACCUCCCAUUGACAAGCUACAGAAAUUACUAGUGUUUAACCCCCACUAGUAGGGUUACAGAAACGAACCAGUUCUAUCAGUAACAUGUCGACAUGUGCUAGCGUUUAUAAACCUCCCACUAGCGGGCACACGAAUAACAUGACCAUAUCAGAGACAAAACAGGCAGAAGUUAACAGAAAAAUCACGAUUCACAAUCACUUUCAAAUCAUCAGGAUAGUCAUUUAAACUUUCAAGUAGGCAUGCUCAAUUUAAUGAAAAGCAUAAAACAUUUCACUUCAAAUCAGUUAUGCUUGUGUAAAAUGGGUUUAGUCCCGCCACCACUUCAAAAACAAAUCAAAACAUGCUUUUAAAACAAUACGGGCAUUACCAUAAAUUUACUUACCUCACUCGCAUAAAACCGAGCACUCAAUCUCAAUGCUAACUGACAGAACGAUCGGGAUCCUAAUCAAAACACCUCAGAAUU